AUGCAUAAUUCACCUGAAGAGAAAAGCACUCACUCUGGGUCUAACUCAAAUGAAAUGAGCAGCAAAGAAAUGACACCCUCUGAGGAAGUAGAUUCAGCAGCAGAUGAAAGAAACGAAGAUAAUUUCAAUUGGUUCGAAGACACAGCAGACUUCGGGUUUGAAGACGUAGAUGACCUGCCUAAGCAUAAAAGCAUAACUAAAACCAUAAGCAAGAGAAUUAUCCCAGCCACAGCUGUGCUAAUUGGACUGGGCAUUCUUUCCUUGGUCUUGCUCAAUUUCAUUCCCCUUAGGAUGCGGGAAGUGCACGGGUUUCUACUGAAGCACAUAAUUAUCCUUAUAAUUAUCCUUGCAUUCCUGCUGAUACUCACGAAGUUAGUCAUACACGGAGCAUAUAUCUUAUGCAGAGACAACAUAACAGACAAUAAUAUCCUGCAUAAUAAGAAGCUUAAGCUAAAGAUAGUAUUUGGCUGCUGGUUCUUUGAGAUGAUUCCAGUGGGCAUACAGAUAUCUGGAUAUAUCCCAUGGGCACGCACUAUACUUGAUAGAAUAUUCGUGUGUGGCUUCCUGUCGAUUCUUGCUCUAAUUGGGAAGGGAAUUCUGAUAGAACUGUUCCGGGAAAGAUUUCUCUCUGGGAGUCUGAAGGACAAGGCAAAGGACGUGGAAAUUAAGAACAGAAUCAUUAAUACCAUGCGGGAGUACUGCUAUGAAGAACAAAGUGAAGAAAUUGAGCAAAGACUUUCUUCUUGCUUCUUGGUGAGCUGCUUGAAUGGAGACGAAGAUGAUGCCAGCCAAAAUAAUAAUGAAGGCAUGGACUUCAUAAAGGGAGAUGUGGACAGUGUCAUAGGAGACGUAUUCACUAAAUCUAUCUUUGAGAAAAAUCAAAUGACACAGCAUGAGAUCCUGUCACUCGCCAGGGACGUAUUCACAAAGUGCUCAAAGAACCAGAAGUACAUCACAUUCAAUGACUUCUGCGAAAUAUUCCCAAGCUCUCAGGCAGCCAUCCAAGCAUUCCUGUACUUUGACAUCUCAGAUGAUAAAAAUAUCUCAAGGAAGGAGAUACGUGAUACACUCGGUAUGUUCCACUACAACAGAAAGAACCUUCAGACAAGUUUCCACAGUUUAAAUAACUUCAUUGUAGUACUUGAUAACUUAGCCUUAAUUGUCACAAUAAUCCCACUUAUUGUGCUAUAUUUAAUUGUGCUUGGUUUCCCUGUUAAGCAGCUCCUUGCAUUCUCACUGAGCAGUGCCCUUAUCCUGAACUUCUUCAUUAGUGGAGUUGCAAAGGACUUCUGGCUGAAUACGUCCUUUGUCAUCACGCACCCAUACGACAUAGGAGAUGACGUGAUAAUUGAUGGAAAGGACUACGUUAUUUAUAGGACAAGUCUCUAUAAGACGGAAGUACUUGCAAUUGACGGAGGAAAGAUCUCUUUCCUGAACAAGGCCCUGUGGAAUAAGAGCAUCAUAAAUAUGACACGUGCCCCGCAUAAACUCAUCCAUAUAACAUUCAGUCUGACCCCACUUAUAUCCAAAGAGAAGUUCAAGGUCAUGAAGAAGCACAUCCUGCAGUAUCUUAGGGCAAAGAAUGACAUAUUCUACGAGACAUUCACAAUUCAGUCAGAGACAGAGACAGUCUGCAAGAUACAAGGGCAUACAUGUGUGCUUGUCACUAGAUGCAGAUCACUUGGUAGUAAAAUGGCUAAAUUAGAGCAGAAAAUAGAGCUAGUAAGAUAUCUGAAGGAACUGCUGAAGGAGCUUAAAGUAGAAGGGCCUGCGCCAAAGGCAAAAGAGAAGAAGAAAUAG
This is a messenger RNA of Nematocida ausubeli, 1800 nucleotides long. RefSeq lists its product as uncharacterized. Lineage: Eukaryota; Fungi; Microsporidia. Gene Ontology annotation, biological process: monoatomic anion transport. Gene Ontology annotation, cellular component: plasma membrane. Gene Ontology annotation, molecular function: mechanosensitive monoatomic ion channel activity. The coding region runs from base 1 to 1800 and encodes 599 amino acids. The transcript has a single exon. The record is from RefSeq and is a predicted model, not a curated record.